Brachypodium distachyon (stiff brome) is the source of this 1465-nucleotide messenger RNA. RefSeq lists its product as uncharacterized. Bases 156 to 1178 code for a protein of 340 amino acids. Lineage: Eukaryota; Viridiplantae; Streptophyta; Magnoliopsida; Poales; Poaceae. The record is from RefSeq and is a predicted model, not a curated record. The transcript is spliced from 9 exons.
UUCUCAAAAAAAAAAAAAAGGCCAAGUCUCAUCUUCCCCGUCACAGGUCACUUGCUCAUUUCUUUCCGGCCGACUCCUCCUUUUGCUCCUCUCCGGCCACACCGGAGUGGUGGGUAUCCCACCCCAACUCUCGAGUCUCGACCGCCGACGAGCAAAUGGAAGUCGCCGCCGCCACCGUCUCCACUCUGGUUCCCUCCCCGGCCCCAACCUUCCUGCUCCCCGUCUCCACCACCGCCUUCUGCCCUUCCUCCGCGAGACCCCUGACCCCAUCUGCUCGUCGUCCAGCUCGGCUCCUCUCCCUCGCCCGCCGCGCGCCAGUCGUCGCCUCUCUCGGGGUAUCUCAUGGUACAGGGGUCACAAUGCCUGGCACUGACAUUGUUGGCCAGAAUGAUUUGCUGAUUGUGGGCCCUGGUGUGCUUGGGCGACUGGUAGCUGAGAAGUGGCUAAAGGAACAUCCAGGUUGCAAAAUUUUUGGCCAGACUGCAAGCACAGAUCAUCACAGUGAGCUAACCAAUAUUGGCAUCCUUCCCUCCUUGAAAGGAUCUAGUAUUCCUCAUAAAGCUCCAUACGUUAUUUUCUGUGCUCCUCCAUCUCGUUCUGAUGAUUACCCUGAGGAUUUGAGAGUGGCCACCUCAAAUUGGAGUGGUGAAGGUUCUUUCCUGUUUACAUCCAGUACUGCGCUGUAUGACUGUAGUGACAACAGAUUGUGCAACGAGGAUUGUCCAUCUGUUCCGAUUGGCAGGGGCCCUCGUACUGAUGUCCUUCUUAAAGCAGAAAAUGUUGUUCUGGAGGCAGGAGGCUGUGUUCUCAGGCUAGCAGGACUUUAUAAAAUAGAUAGAGGCGCUCAUAUUUUCUGGUUGAGGAAAGGAACUUUGGACUCACGACCAGAUCAUAUUAUCAAUCAGAUCCAUUAUGAGGAUGCUGCGUCCCUUGCAAUUGCGAUAAUGAAAAAGAUACCCCGGGGUCGUAUCUUCCUGGGUUGUGACAAUAUGCCACUUUCUAGGCAAGAAAUAAUGGACUCUGUUAACAGAAGUGGGAAGUUUGAGACAAUGUUUCAAGGUUUUACUGGUACCGAUGGUCCAUUAGGGAAGAGGAUGGAGAAUUCGAAAACUCGAGCUGAUAUUGGAUGGGAGCCCAAGUACCCAAGCUUCCCAGAAUUUCUUGGUGUCAACAAUUGACAUUUUGUGCACUGUGAACCAUUCUUCUUACUCUGAGUGAAUAGCAAUGUGAAGGGGGCCAUAGGAAUGCGUCACACUAGAGAUUUUGUUGCGUCAGCAGCUUACUUAACUAUGCAAACACUACAGAGUGUAAUGGUGUAUAUUUGUUCUGCUCGGUGGUCAUCCACAGUUAGUUUCUGCCCAUUGAGUUCUGAAUUUAAACCAUAUUCUCACCUGAAAUAUACUGCCACCUUCAUCCUGGUUGGUUUCCUUUCCGUUCGAUAUCAAAUUUAUCCACUUUUGGUGAA